AUGAAAGAGUGGUUGGAUGAAUAUAGAGAGGAAGUAGUAGAUAAUAUCCAGGAAGAAGUAGUAUAUGAUGUACAGGCUGAUGUUGAAACGAGUGAGACAAAGCAUAGGAAUGAAAAUUUCAACCCUCAUUUUUUCAAAAAAGAUAAUGCUCCAGAUUGUGAGAUGGGUGAGAAUAUAGGUCAUCGUAAACCUGUUGAUGUUGACAUGGUUGAGAAUGAAGCAGAAGAAGUUGAUAGUGCUGAUGAUUUGCCAAAUAUUUUCAAUGAAGAGCAACACUGGAAGGAGCAAAAACCUGUGGCUUUAGGGGUCAUGGAUGAGUGA
Messenger RNA from Lactuca virosa, 321 nucleotides. Lineage: Eukaryota; Viridiplantae; Streptophyta; Magnoliopsida; Asterales; Asteraceae. The record is from the annotation of a GenBank genome assembly.